UCCAAUCUCUCUCUCUCUCUCUCUCUCUCUCUUUUGCUUGCUUGCUUGCUUGCUUGCUUCGGAGCCGAUAAACUCGGCUGCUUCUUGUUCGUUCCCAAGGCGGCGUUCUUGGCCUUGUUGCCCAGGUCGGAGGAAUAUUGUUGUGCUAUGUGCCCCAGAAAAGACACAAGCCAAGGCAAGACAAGCCAAGGCAGGGCAGGGCAGGGCAAUGGGCAAUGGGCAAUGGGCAAUGGGCAAUAAUAAUAAUGGGCGCUUGCUUGCGCUUUGGUUCUGUCAUCCAUGCAUGGUUGGUUUGGUUGAACAUGGGUAAAAAAACAUGUAAAUAGCUGAUCUCCCCCGUUGUCGCCUCCCUCCGACUGUCCCCUGUCGCCGUCCCUUGAUCCUUUCUUCCUUGCUUUUGGCGCCAUCUUCGCGUAUAAUAUUUCGUGUCCUCUGUUAUGAGCCUUGCCCCCCCCCCCCCCUCAACAAGGGCCUUCGAGUUAUGGCUUAUAAUGAUGCUGCGGAUAACCCGGACGCGGCUAGGAGCAAUUGGACAGAUGUAUCGAUUUCAGGGAAGGCAGAUUUAAAGGAAAUCGAUCAUUAUGGCGACAGCGACGGCCCCGAGCCGACGGAACACGAGCUGGAUACCCUCAGGCGCAUUCCUGACAAAGUUCCCUGGAUCUGCUUCACCGUUGCUUUCGUCGAGUUAUGUGAACGGUUUGCCUAUUAUGGAACCACAAUCGUCUUGACCAAUUUCGUCCAGCAACCGCUCCCGGAAGGAUCUACUACCGGAAACGACCCUAGAUCCAAUGGCCAACCUGGAGCUCUCGGCAAGGGUCAACGAGCUUCCCAGGGAAUGGUAUUGUUCAAUAAAAUGUGGUCGUAUUUUGCUCCCCUCUUCGGCGGCUACUUCGCUGAUACGAAAUGGGGAAAAAUGAGAACCAUUCAAUACUCUAUUGCUCUUGCUAUGUUUGGCCAUAUCAUCCUUAUCGUUUCCGCUCUUCCUCCCGUCAUUCAGCAUCCCGAUGGAGCUCUGGGAUGUCUCGCCAUUGGCCUUCUGGUUUUCGGUGCUGGCGUGGGUGGUUUCAAGCCUAAUAUUUCCCCGCUCAUGGUUGAGCAAUUGAAAUAUACGAAGAUGCGCGUCGUUGAACGGAAAGGCGAAAAGAUCAUCCUGGACCCCGCUCUCACUACGCAGCGUGUUUUCAUGUAUUUCUAUCUUUGCAUUAACAUCGGUUCCAUCGUUGGUCAGGUUACCAUGGUCUACGCCGAGCGCUACAUUGGUUUCUGGCUCUCCUUCACACUCCCUACUGUAAUGUUCUGCUUCUGCCCUCUUGUGCUGGGAGUGUUCCACAGCAGAUACGUUCACUAUCCGCCGACCGAAUCCGUCCUAGGAAACGCCGUGAAACUUAUCAGGUUUGCUUGCAAGGGGAAAAUCUCCUGGAACCCUAGAAGAACUAUUCGUAACCUAGGAUCGCCGGCUUUCUGGAACGAUGUCAAGCCUUCAAACGUCGCAAACAAGCCCAAGUGGAUGACUUUCGACGAUGCUUGGGUUGAACAAGUGGCCAGAGGAACCAAAGCCUGUUUGGUGUUUGCGUAUUAUCCACUCUUCUGGUUGGCGUACAAUCAAAUCGACGGGAAUCUCACCUCCCAGGCUGCAACAUUGGAGCUUCACGGCGUCCCGAACGAUCUCAUCAACAACCUCAACCCACUUGGGAUUGUCAUCAUGAUUCCGAUUUUGGAUUUAAUUGUUUAUCCGUGCCUGCGUUUCCUUAAAAUUCGCUUCUCCCCGCUGCGACGGAUGGCGGCUGGUUUCUUUAUUGCCACUUGUGCGAUGAUCUGGGCUGCCGUUGUCCAACAUUUCAUCUAUACCACAGGUGCUUGCGGGAGAUACAUGAAUACCUGCCCUACUCCUGCUCCAAUAAACGUCUGGGUCCAGGCUGGCUCGUAUGUUCUCGUUGGUCUAUCCGAGAUCAUGGCUUCGAUCACUGGCCUUGAAUAUUCGUACACCAAAGCGCCUGCCAACAUGAGAGGAUUGGUUUUCGGUUUCUACCACUUCACCAGCGCUGUAUCAGCGGCCCUUGGUCAAGCCUUCGUGUCCGUUUCUGAGGACCCCCUCCUCGUCUGGAACUACACUAUUGUUGCCAUUAUCGCCUUCUUUGGUGGCGUUGUCUUCUGGUUCACAUUCAGAGGUCUCGACAAGAUGGAAGAGCAAAUGAACAUGAUCCAAGAAUCGGAGUACCGAGGCCUUGCAGGGGCAGACGCCGAUGCCAAGGUUCUCGACGACGAAUUGAAAUCAUAAUCUACCACCCGUCUCGUUUCCUUUGAUAAGUUUUUCCCCCUCUCUUCGUAUGCGGCUUCCUCCUCUCUUUCCCUCCUCUUCUUUUUAUUCCUUUUUAUUCCUUUUAUUCCAUACCUCUCGAAGAGAGCGGAGGGGACAAAAAUGCGUUCGAGUAGUAGCGAAUAUACCCCACUUUUUGCUACCUCUGCCUGCUCUGCAUAUAUUCAUGCGCAUGCGCCGACAAUACCACUUUUAUUGAUCUUUCCAACACUCCUUUUUAAUAACUCUGAAAAUUUUUAAUGCGAGAAAACUAGCGUGGGCGCAGAAUUUUCGGCAUGAGUUCUUUUUACUCUGUCAUCUAUAUUAUUAGCUAGUUUUUAGGUCCAACCCUCCCACCCCCCCCUGCCCCCCGGUUAUCUCCUUGUCUAGCCGCGAGGCCACAGUUAGUGCAAUACCAUUAGUGUAUCAACUAAGCUAUUAGUUCAGAAGUAGUUACCAAUCAAUAAUUUCUCAUACUACUCUACUCCGUACUGUGUAAAUUCUAUGCAAAUCUGUGUUUUCUGCUCUAUGCUUGUAUAUGAUGUGUUCUCACUGCCAACUUUCUCAUUCAUCAUCAUCAAAUUUCCCUGUCAUUCACUCAAACUUGUGUGUCUGAUGUCAGUAUAAAAGAAAGAGAGCAAGGGAGAAUAAAGAUAGAGCUUCAAGAUCAAAGAUCUGGUUAUACUGUAUGUAAUAAUAACAUUCCUAAGGUUAAGUUAGGUCAAAUAGGGUUACAUAAAUUACACUAAAAUUUAACACGCCAAUUUAACCAGUAGAUUACGCGUAUUUAAUACACUAAUGUACAAGGCGUAUGAGGAGUUCAU
Messenger RNA from Blastomyces gilchristii SLH14081, 3120 nucleotides. RefSeq names its product POT family proton-dependent oligopeptide transporter. NCBI's taxonomy places the organism in Eukaryota, Fungi, Ascomycota, Eurotiomycetes, Onygenales, Ajellomycetaceae. The transcript is spliced from 10 exons. Gene Ontology annotation, molecular function: dipeptide transmembrane transporter activity. The record is from RefSeq and is a predicted model, not a curated record. Gene Ontology annotation, cellular component: membrane. The coding region runs from base 482 to 2278 and encodes 598 amino acids. Gene Ontology annotation, biological process: transmembrane transport; oligopeptide transport.